CUACAUGCAGUCCCACUGCGAUGUCCCCUCGGACAGGGACCGAUAUGUGCGGGAGCUCAUGAAAUACAUCCAGGUUGACUCCUAUGGGAAAUGCCUGCAUAACCGUGAGCUUCCCAGUGAGCGACUGAAAGACACUUCUACAGCCACUACAGAAGAUUCUGAAUUCAUGACCUUCAUUGCCAGGUACAAGUUUCACCUGGCCUUGGAAAACGCCAUAUGUAACGACUACAUGACAGAGAAACUGUGGCGUCCAAUGCAUUUGGGUGCUGUCCCUGUAUACCGAGGCUCCCCAGCUGUGCGGGACUGGAUGCCAAACAACCUCUCCAUCAUUCUCAUUGAUGACUUUGACAGCCCUCAAGAGCUAGCAAAGUAUCUUGACUUCCUGGACAAGAACGGAGAGGAAUAUAUGAAAUAUCUAGAGUAUAAAAAACCUGAUGGAAUCAAAAACCAGUUCUUGCUAGAGAGCUUGGAGAGGCGGGAGUGGGGUGUGAAUGACAUGACUUUGCCCAAUUACCUGAAUGGCUUUGAGUGUUUCAUCUGUGACAGCGAGAAUACCCGAGUCAAAGAGGAGCAGGAGCACAAAAAGUCUCGUGGGAAAUUUCCAGCUCCCAGACCUCGCAUCGCUCACUUCAAGCAUAUGGGUUGUCCUAUGCCGACUCCUGGGUUUGGAAGUGUUGAAGAGCUCUCUGGAGGAGACAGUUGGAAAGAGAUGUGGCUGCAGGAUUAUUGGCAAAGUCUUGAUCAGGGUGAAGCUCUCACUGCUAUGAUUCAUCGCAAUGAGUCGCACCAGGGAAGAUUUUGGGAUUACAUGCACGAGAUUUUUCUCAAGAGGACCAGGCAACACUGAUCUUUGGAAAAGUUUGACUUGAAAAUUGUGAGGGUAAGAAUUCUUACCUCACUCCAAAUAUUUGCCUUGAAAUAGAACAAAAACUAUUUCAGAGACUAUUUUUCUGGUGCAUGAAAUGAGUAGUCUCUGUUGUGAUUGGAUUUCAGCUGUGCAGAUGUUAUUCACUGCAGGUCAGGAGUAGCUUCAUACUGCUGAGCAGAUGUCAACAUCUGAGGCAAAAGAAGAAUUUACUGUCCUUGUGCAUUUGGUAUAUACUUCCCUGUGGCUUAUGUGACUUCAGAUGAACGUGUUUUCAGGUUCUGCUCAAAUAGCCUAGGUUAUUUCACUGCAGGGAUUUUUUAUUUCUAAAAUAUACAUUGCUGUUUUUAUAAAUAUUUUACCAAUCACUUAUUCUCCUCAUUAAGAUAUAUUUUUAGCUGCUAGUAAUAAAUAACUUUUUCAGUGAAGGAAUUACAAAAGACUAAUGUCUGUGGAAAGCAGUUGUGCCUUAUGAAAUACCAGCAAUAAAAUCUAUUCUCCUCAAGUAAAUGUGCUUAUUCUUGCUUUUCAGAGUAACUGAAUGGCUUUGAGUGAGUUAGUUACUCUCUGCUUAAUUUUCUUCUUUUGCUAACUUUGCAGGUGACACAUAUGGAUGGGACCAAAGGUUAUUUAAUUCCCACCUUUCAACCAAGUAUUUUAAAAUAAAAAGUAUAUUAAUUACCUGGUGUUUGGUAGAACCUGAAUAGAAUUGGUAUGCUUUAGUUCUUUCAAGUUUCCAUCAAGUCUGAAAUCCCAAUUUCUUGUUCUCUCCUUAAUGCUAAGGAUUCAGAGGCCUUUGGUUUGUUCUUUUCCGGUGUCUGCAGCUUUCCUCCAAGCCAAAUAUAUUUUAACUGUGGUGCCUGUCCAGUUGUCUCUGCACUUUGGUUUCAAACCUUGUGGUCUUUCUGUGCUGAGGUGGAUGAUCAGAACCAGAAGCACUGAGUUUGGUUUUUUUUUUUUCAGUAUCUUAGCACAGUAUGGUCCUGAUCUGGGGCUAGAGUUCCUAAAAGUAAGUGGUGAUGUGUACAUCAUUUUUAUUGCACAGCCUUUAUCUCUUACAAACAAAAAUGAAAUUCACUGUUCCCUGCCGUGUUGGGUACUUUUUUGAAAUGAUUGAUACUACAUUGGAGGAGGACUGAUUCACUUAGCAUGAUUGAUUUAAAAGCGUGGGCAAAUAUGGCUGCACUGCAAUGAUAUUUCUAAUGGGUAUAAUGUUAUUUUAAUUUCUCCAUUUCUCCUCCCUCUUCAGAAAUAACUGCUGACUAAAUAGCCAGAGUUUAUCCAUGCCUAGGAUAGAAUGUUGGUCAAGAAAGUCUAGAGUCUUGUACUCCCCUCUCAUGGCAAUUUCUUUUUGUAAGCCAGUUAGGCAUCUGCUAAGGGAAGCCUGAAAUCUAUUGGUAAAGGUUAGGAAUAGGAGUAAGAGGAACAGGAAUCUAUAUUCUGUCCCUAAUUAAGCCAUUAAUCCGAUGCUUAACCGUGGACAAAUCACUUAAUCUCACUUUUUCUUCAACUUCCCAUUCAGAGUAGUAUAAGUAUGGUAUUACUAUAGGUAAUGAUACCCAUCUCAGUGUUUGCCUCUCAGGUGAUAGACAAUAUUGCAGUGUUAAUAGCUAGGCACUUUGACAGAGGCGACUUUGAACUCACAGCUAUCACUGGAUUGUUGUAGGUGUGGAAAAUAUAUAAACUGUACAUUGAUUUCACCUGAUUCUUUUUAUAUAGAGUAAGGAUAAACUGGCUUUUGUGUAUCUCUUUUAUAAUAAUAUUAGUAACAAGUGAUUCUUCAGCAAAAACACGUUCACCAGUUUACAAUCCUUCUUUCAGUUACUCAGGGCUUACCUAUACAGAGAUACUUAAGUGAAUAUAUCUGAAUUAAUUUUUAAGUGGAUUACUCAAAUCAGAUUAAGAUUAUAGAUGGGGGACAAAUUCAGGACUGAAGUGGCCAUAGUGUGCUUGAGAAGUAAAACAAGUUAAGGCUGCUUUAGUUUUGAAUAUGAACUUCUACUGAACAGCUAAAUAAGAUUUAAAUAAAUUGUUUGAAUUAAUGCCCUCGUUUAUUUCAUUUCUCUUUGUUUCAUGUUUCUUUACAGAAAAUCAUUGUUUCCUUUGUCUGCGUGCUCCUUCUAAUUAGCUGUAUCCUAUUAGCAUAUCUUACAGAGGUUUUUGGUAGGAUAGUCAGGAAGAGAAAUUCUGGUCUUGCUUUUUGUUACAACGUUACACGUUACAACACGUUGUAACACAUUCUGCUUUUUCUGUUUUAUCCUAUAAUUUAACUAGAACUGGGAGUUUUAUAGCCAAGUCCAGGUAUUUGUUGUAGUUAGUCUGCUGUUAUCAAAAUUAGAUAUGCUACUGUUAAUGUAUUGUCCUUGCAGGAAUAAGAGAAGGAAGUACCAAUAGUAAGCAUGUGUAUCAUAGUACCUGUUUAUAAAUUUUUUGAUUAGUGAUGUCCUAAAGCCUUACUUUGCUUGUCUGCGUGGCAAAAUGAGCAUGAGAGGAGUGCUAUGCCGUAGACGGCUCUUGCUUCGAACUUAAUGACUGUUGCUGAAGGUGAGUAUUUCCGAUUGCCAUAUGCUUUCUUAACACUGAAAGUAGCAUAGAUAUGAAAAUAGCUUUAUCACAAGUAUUUGUUUUUUGUUCAAAGUUCUCAAAAUACAACUUCUAGUUUGUACGUAGGAGUCAUAAACCAAUUUCAGUACCUUUCUCUGAGUUCUUAGUAUCUUCCUAGAAGAUUUAAUCUUUUUUUUUUUUAAUUUAAGUCCUACAGGUGGUGGACUUCCUAAAAGGUUAUGAGUAUCAGCUGCUGCUCUUUACAGCCAUGACGUUCACCCAAGCCUUGUUUCUCUUGUAUCUGUAUUGGGGAUGAGGAAGUGUUCUGUAGUAACAGAUCAUCAUACUAGCUUUAUCUGCUCCUGUAUGACACAAUGUGUCCAUGAAUUAUAAAGAGUGCAUAGGUUAAGUAUGUUAAAUCUGUUUCAUCUAUUGUACAUGGUGCGCAUGUAUUAAAGCUAAAAUUCUUCUUCUAGAGCUUGGACUGAAUAACUUGCCUAGCUGCUAGGAAAACCUGGAAGAGGCAGGAGAAGUGGGAGCCCUCUACAGUUGGAUGAAGAGCUGUGGUUGCUGUUUUGUUCCAUGCUGCUGAAUGACCUUCACAGCAUCCACUUUUCUGGAUAGCAAGGGCUCCAAAAUGUUGAAUAAUGGCUGUUCUUCUACCAGGGUUUCACUUUCACCUCUCUCCUGCUUUUUUGGAGGGUGAGGAGGAGGAAAAACUGGGUCUCGUACCAUUGAAGAGCAUAUGCGUUUCAAUGCUGUCCACUGUGCUUGUAGUAUUCAGCAGUUCUGGAAUAAGAAUAUCCACCACUCUGCAAACGCUACCCGAUAGAAAAGACCUAUCUAAUGCUGAAGUGGCUCAGCUCAGCUAAAGAUGAUUCUGGGGAUCUUGGAAUGGAUCAAAGCAAGCCAUGAUACUUUGGGACAUCUUUGAGCAAUAAGGAGACAUCAGUUUGACCUCCUUGGUUCAUCUCAUGUUUGGCUAGCUGAGACCCAAGCCAGGAUUCAGCUUUUACCUAUAUUCAUUUAAGGAAACAGUAGGGACAGAAGGGCUCCAGAACCAGCCAGAUGAGUUGAGGACUUCUGGGCAUUGAAAUCCUAUGCUAGGAGAGAAACUUCUGGAAACAACUGGAUUCUUCCCUGCAGCAUAUGAGGAGAAGAGAACAACAUUGACACUUGAGAAGAAGCAGUUUCAAGGCAACGUGCAUUACAGAGAUGUCGGUAAUGAUGGCCUGCUGGAAACAGAAUGACUUCAGCAAUGCAGCUUGCGCUGAGGAGAUCCGG
Molecule: messenger RNA, 4693 nt
Organism: Struthio camelus australis
Lineage: Eukaryota; Metazoa; Chordata; Aves; Struthioniformes; Struthionidae
Source: RefSeq, a predicted model, not a curated record